Messenger RNA from Sitodiplosis mosellana (orange wheat blossom midge), 1647 nucleotides. RefSeq lists its product as uncharacterized. The transcript has 3 exons. The record is from RefSeq and is a predicted model, not a curated record. Bases 568 to 1062 code for a protein of 164 amino acids. NCBI's taxonomy places the organism in Eukaryota, Metazoa, Arthropoda, Insecta, Diptera, Cecidomyiidae.
GUUUGUGUUGUGGUGUUUGUUGUCACCGCCGCUGCUGCUGUAAACACAGCGAAUGAAAAACAAAACACACCGUAGUAGUAUAGUCCAUUCAAACAGACGUAAAAAGAGCAACAGCGGCUACCUAAAUUUAAUUUGCGUCUAUUUUUUUUCGGUAUUUCGGUCAGAAAUAGAGUUUGAUAUCGAAUGUAAAUCUGGUGCAUAAUCUCUGUGUUUGCCGGAAGUGAAUCACACAUUCGCAAAAUUUAAACGAGAAAAAUUGUCUGUGUUUUGUUUUUUCCCACAAAAUAUUAGCGUGUUUGUUGCCUUUGAAUCAACAUCCCAGCCAAUGUAAAUAAUUCGGUGUUUUAUCUAAUGAGAACGCAGUGAACAAAAAAAAAAAAAAAAAACAAAAGAAGAAAAGUCGAAAUUUAUUGCAGCAAAAAUUACGAUUGCUACAAACGAAUUGCUUGACUAGAGUGGAUUGAAAAGAGAAAGAAGAAAACCGAGCAAAUUCCACCUGAACCGAAUUUUCGUCAAAAAUUUUGAACUCAGUCACGUUGAAGUCCCAUAUCACAAAACAGCCCAAAAAUGACGAAGAAGCUGGAUUCAGUGCGACGAUCACUGUUCAGAGAAUUCGACGAUGAUGAUGAUGAUUCGUUGGAGAAAUUGGGCAAUAAUACGAAAAAAACAUCACGCGCUACAAUUAAACUGAACAACACAUUCAUUGCAGCUGCCCUAGUAUUAACGGUGGUCAUCGCAGCUCUCAGUAACAAGGUGAUACAAACGCUGUUGAAGGACAUGAAUUCCGAAUUGUCUAGCAAAGUCAAUGCCGGUGUUGAAUGGACACAAGUCAACUAUGUCUACCUUACGCAGCCCUUGGUCGUUGCUGUUUUGGUCACCAUUUUCAUGAUGACCAUAAAUUACUUUGACAGCGAUGUGCCUGGAAUUUGUCCGCCGACUCCAUUCACACCACGCAAAGCCCAACAAAUUCGGUACUCAACGCACAAGGAGAAGACCAAUCACUUGAGUUUCUUGGUGUCGAUUGGAAGCGGUAUUGUCACCUUUUUCUUGCUGUAUUUAUAAGAUGCUAAUUGAUCUAAAACUGACGGCAGUCCGAAAAGUGCCCAUUGAAGAUUUUUUUUUUCUCUCACAUAUACUUAGAGAUAGCGUGUAAAAACAAGUCACUUAACUUAACAUUUGAAUUGUUCAUUCGAUUGAAGUGAGAUCAAGAUAUUUGAGUUUCAUGUUAUUUGUAUUGAACAACAACUACUUUAUUGAAUUAAGUUAACAUUCACUAUUACCUAAAAAAAUGAUUAGUUUUUGGGUAAAAUUGAAUAUGUUUAUUCAUCAAAAAUUAGAAUUAAUCUAGUAGCGUGCGCUUUUUGCAGGGACUAAUCAAGGGAACAACAUAAUAUAUGUGAAUAUGAAAAAUUUCCUUUAAUUUUUUCAUCUAAACAAAAACUACAACAAAAACUACAACUGAUUUCAUAAUAAAUGUUUAGAUCUUAGAGGCUUCAGAACAUUGAUUUCAUUUAGCAAACACACAAUGCAUCACCACAUUGAUCUGAUUUCAUAUUUUAUUUACCAUUUAAUUUAGUUUUAACAUGAGAAACCAUGGAAUUUAUGAACAACAAGUUGAAAAAUAAAAUCGUUUUGAAUCAAAUGGAA